AUGGGGCGUCCACCGAAGAUUGUGAGUCAGGAGAAGAUAGAGCAGUUUCAGUUAGAGCUAGAACUUGCAGGCCAGGAUCCAGAGAUACUGCUCAAAGACAAAAAAGGACGGUCGAGGUCAUGCCUGUUAUGCCAGCGACGAAAACGACGGUGUGAUCACAAGGUUCCAAGCUGUACUGCGUGUUUGAAAGCUGGUGUGAAGUGUGUGCAGCCAGUCAAGUACGUGAGCACGCCGUCGGAUUCGCUGCUGCAGGCUUCAGCAGGCAAUCUGUGUGGACAGGGCGCGACAACCUUGGACGGGACAGGUGGGACCGAUGUCAAGGCACCAAGGCCAGACGAGUAUACCAAGUUUCUCGAAAAAAAACUGCGAUAUCUGGAAAAAAUGCUGGACAUGCCUCCUACAGGACAGCCUUUCAAAAGAAAACUUGCCAACUACAAGCGGAUCGCACAUCUUAUGGAGGGCCCAGCACUGGGCGAAACAGAAGAAUCACAAUCCCCGCCACUUUCUGCUGGCGGUGCAGGUGCCCCCACGCCGCAGUUUCCGAUUCGUCCACCAUUGUCGUCGUCCGCGUGCUCGUCGCCUAUUCUGCCCCCACCUCAAACGGUCAAAUUUUUUCCUCUGCAGCCUGAGACUCAUUCUAGUGGUAAAGUGCGCAUUAGCAAUCGUGUGGCAAGCUCGCUUGCUGCGCUGACCUCGGACUCGCUGGAAUCCAUCGAUUUUUCUCAUUGCAUCUUUGCCAAGUAUAAUCUUCGAGACUUUUUGUCGUACGACCCGGCUUUCGAGUUCGAAGAACAGUUGUCCAGGGCCUUUCUUGAUACUUAUUUCACAAGACUUCAGUUCAAGUACCCUUUGCUCGAUAAAAAGGAAAUUUACAGCUUCCACGAUGACUACAUUAGCAACAACGUCCACUCUUACUCGACCAAGGAAUUUCACUUUGCAUGCGGUAGAUUGUGGCUGAUCUUUAGUAUUAGCGCGUGUCUUCAUAUGUCAGCUGGCAAGUACCAGGGACUGCCACCUAACCGUUAUUUCUCGACCGCUAUUCGCCAUAUCACAAAGUGCGGGGAGAACCUGACAUACAUUCAGCAAGUCGAGAUACUUACUUUGCUGGUAUUGUACAUGAUAAGGACCGAUCGUGACUCGAGUGGUCUCUACGAGAUAAUCAAAGACGUGAUGUCAAUUUGCAAAAACAAGCUGUAUCUCAAUAGAUGGAACGCACAGGACCUUUUUGCGAGCAAGAAACUUCGUUUAUUUUGGUGCGUUUACUUAUUGGAAAGAAUGAUCUGCGUGGCGGUUGGGAAACCUUAUACGAUACCGGAGUCUGAAAUUGACUUGCCUCUUUUCGACUUGGCCAGCUUUAAUAGCGGUUUGAUGAACGAUGACAAGAGGCAUGAAAGGGGACUGAAUUUUAUCAAUCAGUCUUUAAAAUUGAGACGGAUAGAGUCUCAGUUUGUGGAACGGCUUCAAAUUAUACCGCAAACCUGCAACACGACACUCGAAAACUACAAAGAAACCAAGGAAUUGGCUAAGCAUUUACAACAAGUGAAGACGUUUUUCCACGACUUGGAAAUAUGGAGGUCAAACUGUUCAACUUCUCACAUCCCUAAUUUUGAAAAUGAAACUUUGAAGUUAUACUAUUUCAGAUCCGUGAGACUAUUGAUUCAGCCUUACCUCGAGCUUCUCGAGCCCGAAAAUCGGCUGUUUCGAGAAUGCCAGGCAGCUGCCGGUCAGAUAUGCCAGCUUUAUAAAAUUUUCCAUCAAAAGACAGUUUAUGGGCAUUCCACGCCCGCUGUACAUACGGUGUUUGUUGCCGGAGUAACCUUGAUAUAUUGUAUGUGGUUGACCAGAAAUUGGGACGAUGAAAGACGGAGAAAACUGGGUGACAUCUCGAAGCACACCAGGCCGUUAGUGAGUGCAAGUCUGUUUUCAACAAUGGACGAUCUAAGGGCAUGUUCUGCCUGUCUGUACGUCAUGGCAGAAAGAUCCAAAUUUGCCAUAACUUUUAGAGAUACUUUUGACCAGCUCAUGAAUGCCACCAUUGGAAAUUUAAUUGAACGUUGUGGACCCGAUUCUUCAGAGCUGAUUUACAUCAAAGAUAAUUUGAGCGAGAGCGAUUAUUCAAUUGACGGCCGCUCUGAAUUUUCGGAUAAAAGCGGACCAGAUGCAGGUUCUCAAUCGUCAGAAGCAGGCAUGCCGCCGGCCAUCAAGCGUACCUUUGGUACCAGUAACGAUGACCAUGUGGGCUUUGUAGAUACACCUCAGGUUGAUCUAGAAGAACGGAUGGUAUUGAAGAAAAAGCAAGGCGAUCUUCGAAAGGCUACCGUGCCGCAGAAGCUGUCUUAUCUUUUGGCACCCGACAUCGAUGAAGGUGAGGUAACAGAAAAGCUCUCGUCUAUUGCCCCGAAGAAUAGGUCCAACGGCAACGCUAGACAUCAAUCUGAAAAGGACAAAUUUUUUGUGAAGAAGCCAGCGCAUAUAACGGAAUCUGAUUGGAAAGCUUUCCAACAAAAGUCCUUUCUACAGCAGCACCACGCGCAGCAGACUUUACAGGCUUAUUUGGCCUCACUCAAUGGUAAAGAUCGUAAUGGUGGGGCCAUUCCCGAAUCGAAGCAAGUACAAGAGCGCCCCGUUGGAGUUGAGCGUCCGAUACAAUCGUCUGACAUCAAUGUAACGAGUUUGAAAGGCGUUAAUGCGCCUGCAGUCAACGAUCCGUCGUGGACCCAGUCAGUGGGAACUGCAUACUUGGGGACUAGCAAGGGCCCUGUGCCAAUUGCGACGUCUCAAGCCAUGCGAACAUCACUUUCGAGCCCCCCGGCUGCAUCUGUUCAGCGUCGAUCUGUCAACGGCUUCACAAGCUCGGACGCGAACUUCAAUGGAGUUUUGUUCAACAAUGGAACGCACAACAUGAUCAAUAACAUAUCAACAUGGACAAAUGACUCUGUGGUGGACUUGAUGAGCAAUUACCAGGCAGACCAGAGUUCAUCUUCGAACUUGAACAUGAAUUCAAACUCUUCCAACCGUUUUGAUGCCACGAGCUCCUACCCUUACUCUGCCAAAUACACCAUGUCGACUUCAACGAUGCCACAAUUGGCAAAGCCUCUAAUACCAGGGCAACAUCAAAUACCACCGGCGCAUAGAGAACAAACACAGCUGCAUUCACAACCCGAUUACCAACAACAGCAGCAGCAAAUCACACACCCUCAGCAACAGCAACAGCAACAACGGUGGCAACCACAAUCUCAUCUCGGAAGGUUCAAUUCUCAGCCCGUGAGAGGACAAUUUCAGUCUGACCUGUUGUUAGGAACACCUGUGGAGGAAUUUUGGACUGUAAACGACGAUUACGGGUUUCUUGCUUAG
Lachancea meyersii CBS 8951 is the source of this 3354-nucleotide messenger RNA. The record is from the annotation of a GenBank genome assembly. NCBI's taxonomy places the organism in Eukaryota, Fungi, Ascomycota, Saccharomycetes, Saccharomycetales, Saccharomycetaceae.